Paramecium octaurelia is the source of this 1320-nucleotide messenger RNA. The record is from the annotation of a GenBank genome assembly. NCBI's taxonomy places the organism in Eukaryota, Ciliophora, Oligohymenophorea, Peniculida, Parameciidae.
AUGCAUUGUACAAGAAAGCACCUUCUCUUUGAUAAAAGCUACUUUAUCUCAUUUAAUCAAGAUAGUAUGAAUAUUGGUGAAGUAAAAUUAUGUUUAUUAACUCAGUCUACCUAACAUACGAAGUAUUCAAUUCCCUUAACACUUUAAACAGAAAUCGAUUGGAAGGUCUCCUCAGAAAAUUUAUUAUUGGAGGCAUUUAGUAUAAAUUGGAAAAAUGAGUAGAGAUAUUUUUACGCAGACCACAAUGUUCUACUCAGAGUCAAAAAUUAUCUUGGGGGAAGAGUAAUUUUUAAAAGAAUAGAUAUUUUCUACAAAUAAAUCGGGAAAAUAGAGAAUAGAAGCUCAACUUCGGUAUGUCACUUCCCUUUAUUAGUUUAUAGAUAUACACCAUAUAAGGAUUUGAUGAUGAUAAAGUUUAUGCUUGUAAGGAAGUGAAGAAAUAAAAACAACACUCAAAUAAAGUACUAUUAUUCUUUCAAUCUUAGUUAUUUCAAAAUGAAGUUGAAACUUUGAAGUAACUAAACCAUCAAAAUAUAGUAAAGUUGAUAGAAGUCUUCGAAAGUGAAAACUCCUAUUUGAUUGUAUUGGAAUUAUUGAAGGGAGGAUCUCUCUCUCAAUGUCUGAAGUACUGCAGGCUGACCCUGAAUGAAGUAGAAAUAAUAAUAAAAGUAUUAUUCGUUUUUAAAACUAGUAAAUUCUAGAAACCCUAUGUUACCUCCACGAGAAAGGCUUCGUCCAUAGAGAUCUUAAACCGGAUAACAUACUUUUUCGCGAAUUGGGAUAAUUCUCCAAUUUAAAACUAAUCGAUUUUGGAAUUUCUUGUAAGAUUCCAGAUUUGGAGAAAGACUCUCAAAUGAGUUUUGGCACACCUGGCUACAUAGCUCCUGAAGUUUUAAAUUAUUCAAAUAACAAAAGGAUAUCAUAAAAAAUAGAUAUAUUUAGUUGUGGAGCCAUACUAUAUUAUAUGUAUUCAUAAAUAUUGAUUUAUUAGGUUAACAGGAUCAAGGUUGAUAUCUGGUGUUAACGCGUAAGAACUCUACUAAAAUAACAAGAAAUAUACCCUCAACAAUCAAAUACUUCACAAAGUCAAAGCUGAAAAUUAUAGAGAUCUAUUAUCAAAGAUGAUAAAUGAGGAUCCUGAUUAAAGAAUAGAUGCAAGACAAGCUUUAAACUGCUUCUAAUUGAUGAACAUCCCAACAAAAGCUUCCCUAUCUACUUCAUUGCAUUGUUCCCAAGAUCCCAUUCAAAAAUUACCCAACUUUAGAAAGUUGAUAACCAAAAGUUGACUAUACGACCUAAAUAUUAUUAUUAUUAACAAAC